Messenger RNA from [Candida] anglica, 1544 nucleotides. Lineage: Eukaryota; Fungi; Ascomycota; Pichiomycetes; Serinales; Debaryomycetaceae. The record is from the annotation of a GenBank genome assembly.
UUAUUAGUGUAGAUACAAACAGUAUUACUACUUAAAAAAGAUGAUUGUACUCCCCAAUACCCCUCCUAUCCCGCAGAGCAUAUCCAUCGCGGCUGGGAAGCUCAAUCUGUAUAUUGUCUCGGAAAGAUCGGGCUUAUUGUCUGAUGUUGGUACUAACUCCGAAUUGGUCAGAUAUGUGGUAGCUCUUGAGGAAUACCUAGAACAUUUGUUUGAUUAUUGUGCCCAAAAUUGUCCUCAAAGACGCCAAUUGGAAGAUUUGGUCGAGUAUUCCUCAACAUAUGUCCUUUCUGAAUCCUUGGGCCAAUUACCAUGGACUUUGAAAAGGAAUAAGAACAAAAAAAUUGAAGACAACUUCUUCCAAAGAAAAAGAACUCCAAAUUCUUCUACAAGUCUUUCUCCAGAUCAAACUUCAACCACUACUACUCCCAGUUGGACAUUGGCAAAUGAAAUAGAAAUCACAGUGGUGGCAAUUGCAUUGACUUAUUCCUCCCUUGGGUCUCAAAACAUUAGUGAACUCAUAUCUGCUCAAGAAUCAACCGUGGAGACCACUGAAAAAUGGAAACAAGUGGCCAAUCUCUUCAAAAGCUCACUUUCGUUUGUAUCAUUUGGAUCAAUGGUGAACCGGUCAAUCUCUACCGACACAAAACUUAAUGGGAUGAUAUACCAUUUCCUUCACAAGACAAACAAUAUUUCCAUUCAAAUGUCUAUACUUGCCAAAUCUUCAUGGAUCAAUAGACAGGAUUAUAAUAAAACAGAGAGUUUCAAGUCUUCAAACAACAGUACACUUGCCCGGGUGGCAAUCUAUGUAUUGGAUGAGCUCCAUCAUUGUAUUAAAAUCCUCAGUCAAUUACAAACUUCAUUAGACGAUACUUUCCUGCUUAACUACAAAUUUUGGCUGGAAUAUCUCCUAGUCAUUGAGAAAUAUGCCACUGCAUACGCGGGAUUAUUCCUUUCGAUUGAACACUACCAACAAGACAAAGUGGGGGAAGCCAUAGGGUUGGUUAAUUUCAGUUUAUUAACACUACAAAAGAAGAAAUUUGAUGCAUUACAAAGAGAAAGUGGGGGGAAAUUAGACAAGUUAAAGGGGAAGUUCCAAUCGCGUCUGAAUGAAUCAUAUAUAAACAAGUUGGAGUCUGUAACCAGUUUAAACAUCGAUAAACUGGCGUUCCAACUGCACUCAGAUGUUAUAUUAACAGAUCUCACCUAUUUGUUUGAUCAAUUGGUACUCCUACACGUCAAAUUUACCAAAGAGAAUAACAAUUUAAAGUUUGACAAAGUUGUAAGUUGGUCCGACAUGAAAUCUGAUUCUAAAUGGCCCUUAGGGUGUCUGAUUCCAGUCAGUGCAGUGGUUUCAUUUAUGCCUCGAUGCUUGAAAAUUGGCGAUAAUAGCCAUCAAAAUCAAUCAUAUUCCGGGAGAGGUGCCUAUUAUUAGGUUUCUAACAUGAGAGUAAUCUAUGGAGUAGAUUUAAAUUGUGGAACUUUGGUGGUGUAAUUUCACGCCUAUACUUUGUAUAAUUUUUUAAUCAACAUUCUUGGUAAUGAAA